UCUGGUUCCUAGCAGACGACUGUGUUGUGCAGCAGAAACCACAACAAAAAAGAAGCGCAUCUGUGAGCAGUGCAACUUCUUCUGAAAACUCGUCGUCCCUGGCUUUGUGUUUGUUUUUGUGGUUAGCUCCACUGGGAGGAGUGUGGUUACGAAGGUCGACAGGCCUGACCCGCCGGCCCUCCGCUCUCCGCCUCGUCGUGAUCUGAGGACGAUUGCGGCCACCAUGAGCUCAGUCGACUCCGUGGCUUACUUCAUGAACGAGCUGAACAGGGAGACUGGAAUGUACGAAGAAAUCUUGACCGUGCUGGGCCUGUGCUACCUGGGGAAACUGACAGUUUCUCUAACAUGGUCUGCUGUGCAAGGCUUUAGAGCUCACAUUUUAUCCAGAAUUCUUCCGUCGCCAAGUAUAACAGACACUUAUGGAAGAUGGGCUGUUAUCACUGGCUGUACUGCUGGUGUUGGACGUGCAUACACUGUGGAACUUGCUCGCCGAGGAGUUAACGUAGUUCUCAUCAGCCGAAAUGUAGACAAAUUGAAUGAACUGGCAAGAGAAGUUGAAAUGGACUACAGCGUAGAAACAAAAAUUAUUCAAGCGGAUUUCACAGAAGGCAGACCUAUUUAUGAACAGAUUGCCAAGGAACUGGAUGCCUUGGAUGUAGGAGUUUUAUUGAAUAAUGUUGGUGUGCUUCAUGGUACUCCACUUUACCUCUCUGAAAUGAGUGAAAGUGACGUUUGGGACAUGAUCAACGUCAACAUUGGUGCCAUGUCUAUGAUGACAAGAAUUGUUUUGCCAUCUAUGUUGAGAAGGCAACGAGGAAUCAUUGUAAACCUUUCGUCUAUUUCAUCUGUACAGCCACUGCCUCUGAUGGGGAUCUAUGCUGCAUCAAAGGCAUACAUAGACUCCCUUUCUCUGGCUCUCAGUGAAGAAUGUAGAGGAUCUGGAGUUAAAGUACAGUCCUUAACUCCUUGGUACCUGAAUACAGAUAUGUUGCACCUAUCUCCAAGAUCUAAUCCUUAUUUAGUGCCAUCGCCAGAAAUGUAUGCUCACCAUGCUAUUUCCACUCUUGGUGUUGUUGACCAUACAACUGGAUACUGGAUACAUGGGCUCAUGAAGCCUUUCAUGCGAAUGUGUCCUACAUGGAUCUAUGUCAGAUUUGGUCACUUUUGGAACAAGAAUGUGAGGGAGCAAAUAAUUAGCCGUGAACGCAGAAAAGUGACUCAAAUUAGCAGAACUCGGUAGAUUUUUGAUCAGUUUUUGUGUCUACAUUCCCUUCAUCUACCGUAAAAAGCUUUUUAAAGCAGAGUUUUAAUUUUGUUGUUCAUCUACUUAAUUUCAUAUCCUCCUUAUCCAUCACUCAAAUGAUGACACGUCAGAUGUGUCAGGCUUGUCAUUUUCUGUGAUGUAAAAACAAUCAAACUACUAACCAAAUUCGCAAGAUUGUAUUUUCAUUCAUUCAUUAUCAUUAGACUUUUUCAUUGUGUUUUUUAUACCUAUAAUUGAAUAGUUAAUUUAUCCUUCUCUUUUUUUUGUAUUUUAAAGAAUGAUAGUGAUAAAAAAAUUUAUUCAAAGCCAAGUUCUAAAAUCCUAAACCAUACUCAUAUGUAUGUGGCGCUUGUGGCUUAUUUUGUUGUGCUCACGUAAACAUUCUGAUAGGGUGCACCACCUUUUAAUAAAUAUUGUGCCAUUAGAUAUUAGUGUAACUUUGAAUGUACCAUAAUGUUUCCCAACAUAUUUCUGUGGAUCCUGCAAAAUUUAGAAAGUCAUCAAUACUUGCGCACUUUCCACAUUUUGCGGCCGGCCGGUAGGAAUGCCUGUUUAUCUCAGCAAUUAUUUGUCUAGUCACCCACCCCUCUAAUGAUGGUGGGGGGAAAAAAGGGAAAAUAGGAACUGGAGGCUAGUUGUAGAGUACCAUAAAUUACUUUGAAAUAAAAACAACAAAUGACGCUCAA
Thrips palmi is the source of this 1950-nucleotide messenger RNA. Its product is annotated as inactive hydroxysteroid dehydrogenase-like protein 1. The transcript has 6 exons. Gene Ontology annotation, molecular function: oxidoreductase activity. NCBI's taxonomy places the organism in Eukaryota, Metazoa, Arthropoda, Insecta, Thysanoptera, Thripidae. The coding region runs from base 224 to 1240 and encodes 338 amino acids. The record is from RefSeq and is a predicted model, not a curated record.